Messenger RNA from Salvia miltiorrhiza (redroot sage), 1657 nucleotides. Its product is annotated as 5'-adenylylsulfate reductase-like 4. The coding region runs from base 309 to 1265 and encodes 318 amino acids. Lineage: Eukaryota; Viridiplantae; Streptophyta; Magnoliopsida; Lamiales; Lamiaceae. The record is from RefSeq and is a predicted model, not a curated record. The transcript is spliced from 4 exons.
AAUGCCAAUUUAAUCCACUUUUUUUUUUUUUUAAAUUUAAUCCACUUUUUUGAUAACGGAUAUUUCAAAGUUCUGAAAUAUCACAAAAUUUUAAUAUAGAGAAAAAGAGAAAAUUAUAAAUGAAUAAAUUAAAAAAAUAAAUAGGUGGGUAAGCGAAAGAGAGAGGAGACAGGUUGGAAGGGGAAAGCUGAAACCAAAAAUAUUAAGGUGUAGAUGCUAAAACGCGCCGUGUUCCUUCUUCACCACCACCUCCCGUCUCCUACCUCCUCAAAUCGUUCCUCCAAACCCUCGAUUAAUCGAUUCCGUAAAUGGGGGAUCUGCGCAGAAUUCUCGAGCUUGCUGGACUGGCGGUGUUUCUUCUCAUCGGGAGGCUAACGUGCGCCGACGCCGUUAGGGUUCCGUCGCGGCCCGUGUGUCCGUUAGACUCCCUCAAAGACUCAAUCUUUGCUUCCCGGACCGAUGUUUGUUACAUUAGUCGGGACCGAUUUUCUCACGCUGUCGGCGUGAUUGAGGGGGAUGAAGUUGCAUUGCAGAAGGCAUUGCAUAUGGUUCACAAAAACGAAAAUGAUUAUGCGUCUGUCCUCUUUUACUCGGCUUGGUGUCCUUUCUCUGCAACAUUUAGACCAAAGCUUUCCAUUUUGUCUUCCAUAUUUCCUUCAAUCCCUCACUUCGCAAUCGAAGAAUCAUCGGUCAGGCCAAGCAUUCUGUCAAAAUAUGGAGUUUAUGGGUUUCCUACCUUGAUACUUCUAAACUCUACCAUGCGCGUACGGUAUCAGGGCUCUCGCACUAUGGAUUCUCUAAUCAAUUUCUACGGUGAUGUUACGGGCUUGAAGACGUCAUCAGCUGAUCCAGUGUAUCUGGAAAAGAUUGGAUGUUCAGGAUCCGACGAAAAACACAACUCUCAGCAGGAAACGUGCCCCUUCCCUUGGGCUCGAUCACCGGAGAAUUUGCUGCAGCAGGAAACGUAUUUGGCCUUGGCAACUAUUUUUGUGAUCAUGAGGUUGCUUUACUACACCUUCCCAACACUACGCAGUUAUGGUCAAUUGGCUUGGAGGAGGUACAUAAUAAACGCAAGCUUCAGUAGCUUGUGGGAGCAUUCCGUUGUCCACAUCAAUCGACUUCUACAGCUGUUCAAGUCUCUUAAUGAGCAGGGCAAGAAAAGUAAUUUGCAGGAAGGAGCGAAGAACGCCAAGGCUUGGGCGUCCAAGUCUCUAGCAACCGUCUCGUUCGGGGAUGCUAGCUCAAGCCAUAACAAUGCUCAGUAAUCUCCACUAACUUCUAUCUAUGUACAUUUUCUUGAUAGCAGCUCUUCAAGUAGACGAAGAUAUCUCAUAGUAUCAUCAGAGUUUGAGCUGCACGUGCCUGGAUGAGGUCUUCUUGGACGAACCCCCCAAUUAAGCUCUCAUCAUCAGGAACAACGACGUGGUGCAAUCACAACCAUCUCCUUGCACAAACCACAAUCCAGGUUCGGUGCUUGCUGAUGUUGGUGCGCGUCUAUUCUUUUUCCAAAUUCUUUAGGUAGGUGUUUUAGGCUCUGCACGGCGCCGCAUAUCUCAUGUUUGUUGGGGCACACAGUGAUAAUAUAUUCUUGUAACAUAGUGCUGAUUUUGUUUGACCAUCCUUAAAGAAUUUGUUAAGAGCAUAUCUUACCUUUCAA